Molecule: messenger RNA, 1548 nt
Organism: Spodoptera littoralis (African cotton leafworm)
Lineage: Eukaryota; Metazoa; Arthropoda; Insecta; Lepidoptera; Noctuidae
Source: the annotation of a GenBank genome assembly
AUGAAGCUUCCGCUACUACUUGUAUUUACGUUCAUACUAAUAUCGCAAAUAGAACACAGUGAGUGCCGGCAAAUCUCAUGGUUCCCAAACGUAAUAGACACUAUUUCCAACAAAACAACUCAACUCUCAAACUACGUACGUGAAAAGGGACGAAGGAUAAAACACUUUUACGUCGAAAAUGUACGAAAAAAGAUCACUUCAUACCUAGGUUUGAAUAAUGACGAUUCAAACUACAUUGAAAGACCUGAAGACAGACAAUCGAGGAUCAACAGACAAUUCAGAAACAUCGUCAUAGAAGCAGAGUCAUCGAAAAAUAAUUUAUUUGACACCAUAGCGCCUGCUGCAGUGGAGUAUAAGUGUACAAAUGAAGACCCUAUGAUUCACAUGACUACUCCGCAAUUGAUUGCAGUCCAUGGAUACCCUGCUGAAUCCCAUACUGUUGUGACAGAUGAUGGCUACAUACUGACCAUACACAGGAUACCAUAUUCCAAAAACGCUGAAAAUAAAGUAAGUCCUAGGAAAACAGUGCUGAUGCAUCACGGCCUGCUUGGAAGUUCUGCCGAUUGGAUCCUAGCAGGCCCCGAGAAGGGUUUGGGCUAUAUUCUGUCUGAAGCCGGUUAUGACGUAUGGUUAGCCAACGUCCGAGGAAAUACUUAUUCCCGAGCUCAUGUUUCAAGAGAUAUAGAUUCAUUUGAGUUUUGGAAUUUCACAUUCCACGACGUAAGCCAACAUGAUCUGCCGGCUGUUAUUGACUACAUUAUGGAGGUGAAAGGAUGGGACGCGAAAAUUAAUUACAUCGGUCAUUCUAUGGGGACCACAGUGCUAUUCGCUCUAUUAUCAACGAAAACUCAAUACAACAAGAUAUUGAGAGCAGGCUACGCUUUGGCGCCAGUCGCAUACAUGACAGACAUAAAAAGCCCGAUAAAACUACUGGCAAGGUACAGCGAUAACAUAGAGUAUCUAAUGAAGCUACUCGGAGCUAAUGAGUUCCUUCCUCAAAACGCAGUGCUGAGGUGGUUAUCAAAACAUGCUUGUGAGAUAAAUCAUUAUGAGGAAGCGAUAUGUGAAAAUUCCAUGUUUGUUUUAUGUGGACAUGAUGAGAGGCAAUUCAAUAGGUCAUUGUUGCCAAUAAUUUUGGGACAUGUGCCUGCAGGUGCUUCCACGAGAACUUUAGUGCACUACGCUCAGGAGAUCAAACAGAGUGGCAGGUUCCAGCAAUUUGAUUAUGGGCCCGUAGAUAAUUUUAAAGCAUAUGGGACGGUGACUCCACCUGAAUAUCCAUUACAUAAAAUUACAUUGCCAAUUGCUUUAUUCAGCUCGCAAAAUGAUUGGUUGGCUGGUGACGGCGAUGUGUCAAACUUAUACGUACAGCUGGUGAAUCCUAUUGAACAUUACAUAGUGCCAUUAAAGGAAUUUAAUCACAUAGACUUCUUAUGGGCUGUUGAUGCGCCAACACUCGUUUACACAAAAUUGUUACAAUUGUUAGAGAAGGGUGUUAGCAAGUCCGUUGAUGAUGACUUAAUAGACAAUAAUCUAUUAGAUGACUAA